AUGUCUGCUUAUGUUUUUUGCACCAAGUCUUUGCGUAUUCCUGCCAAGCUUUUGCCCUUAGCCAAUCUACUUCACGAGGGUCGACAACUCGCUAUGGCUAGGCUUGUCCUUGGCAACCUCUAUCAAAUGCUGAAUGAAGCUGUCGAGGAUAUCCGGAAUACCAAGACCGUCUCUCUGAAUGCAGCUGGACCUCUUUGGCUGUUUCAACUUUGGUUGAAUGCAAUCUUCGAAUCUCUUCUGCCGGCACAAGAUAAUCCUCCAACUGUUUCUAACACCAGGAUUGAUGCCCACAGGCUCGAGACCCUGACCCCUGCUUAUGAUGCGUCGAGUUUUGAAGCUGAUUUCAGAAAGUACUUUACCAUGUUUCUCGAGCUGAAGCAUUAUCGUUCCAGUUUCUCUCCUUACAGCAAGGCUGUUCGUGGCCCUUUCCGGCUGAGGAAUUCUUACCCUAUUGCUUCUGAUUCUGCAUUGCCCAAAGAACACCAUAUCACGCUCUGGAGGACCCUCUUAUCUCCUAGGGUUUUAACUGUGGGCUUUGCUAGCAGUGACUACACUCUAUGUGGCUACAACCCUCAAUUGGUUUCUCGACAGUUUGGGCUUAGCCAAGUUCUACCCAACACUUUAUUUGACAAGAAUCUAGUCCUGUACCCCGGAGCUAUUAAGAGGGCUUCUGCUUUCGACACGACUGUUCAGUUUUAUAACAAGAAACUCCUCAACCUGAGCCCCUUCACUUACGCUCCUUCAUAUUAUGCUACUAAUGCUUUCAAAGCCUGGUGGUCUGAGUAUUGGGCUCAAAUUUCGAAGCCCCUCGUCGAUUGUCUGCAAUGCAUGACAUAUGCUUUUCUUUUGCAGAAGCAGGAUCCGAAGAAGACUAAAGCUGAAGUCAUUACUCGACCGGCUCCUCAAGUUAUUUCCCCAGUGGCUCAUUCUUCCAAGGACAAGCCAGUCGUGAUUGAGGAUGAUGAUGAUGAUGAUGAUGAUGAGGAUGAUGAUGUCAGUCUUGCUGACAAGCUCAAGAGUCGAAAAAGGAAACCUAAGCCUGUUGCUUCGGCCAGUCAGAAGAGGGCCAAGGGGGCUGGUGUUUCCACCACCAGUGGGGCUUCUAAGUUGGCAUCUGAUGCUCAACCAGAAGUCGAUGACAAAGAAGGUGGUGGCGACGCCGCCAUUCAGGCUGAUGUCCAUGAGCAUUCCACUCAAUAAAACAGAAAGAGAACCCGGGAGGGAAGUUAGACAGGACGCGAAAGCAAGACAGAUUGCGGCUAGGAGCCAUCCCGUGAGAAUUCUCCAGCUCCCAACCUUGCAAAAUCCAAAGCUGAAGGUGUCGAGAAACCUCCCAAGGCCGCAUCCUCGGCUAAAAAGACCUCAACAUCUGAGGGAAGGAGGAAGGUCAGGAGCAAAUCUGGUCAUAAGUCUCCCCGCCGUUCCAGAAGCUCCACCAACUCGAGCCCUUCUAAGGAAUCUGCUUGCCAGGUAUCUUUAUAUUUUUCAUGUUUUGUUGGCUCCUCUAAUAUGCAUUUUACUUUAUCGAAAAGGACAUUAAAGAGGUUUUUCUUGUUGGAAACUCAAGGUGCAACCUCUCCCAUUCGCGGAGCAGAACCUCUUCCAGGCAAGGAUGAUAACCCUAUGCCUCCUCCAAAAUCGGCUGCCACUAUGCAACCUUCGCCUCAAGCCAAGGGUGGCUCUUCAUCUCAUGUGUCUAGUGAAAAGCUCGACACUUUAUUUGAGGAGGACCCGCUGGCAGCUUUGGAUGGCUUUCUCGAUGGCACCUUGGAAUGGUAUUCUCCACCCCAUCAAGCUGAUGCCACUGCUGAGACUGCUCAAUCUAGUGGGGUGGCCAAUUUUCAGCAAAUCGUGGAGAGUAUGGGUCGGCUGAAGGCUAUUGUUUUCGCCAGUGGGUUUCUCUAACAGAUCCAAGUUGAUCCUCAAACGAGCCAUGCUGCUAAGGAAUUGCUCGUCUUCCUUCUUGGCCAAAAACUUGAUUCUCAUCAGGCUGCUGCUCUGGCCAACCUUCAAUCCUUCUUAGUGGAUGCUUCAGCCACUUUUCAUCAAGUUAAGGACGUCGGUCAAGCUGUCAGCCUUAAGGAAGCAAAAGUCUCUUCUGGUAAAGCUCAAGUUGCAGCAAUGAAAGAGGACUUCAAGAAAUUCACUGCUAGGAAGGUUUUAAUUGCAGAUGAAAUCUCUGAAGUCGACACUAAACUUGAGGAGCUGCAUCGAGAGAUUACCAAGUUGGAGAAAAAGCGAGCUGAUUUGGUCGAGGAGGGCCCUGCUGUGAAGGCUCAGUUGGAUGUGCUUACUAAGGACUCCAAGGCUCUGAUCAUCUCGACAAAAGAUGUUAUCAAGGAGUUGGAGGUUGACCAGGCCGUGAAGAAGGAUCUCGAUGCCAAGAUUGCCACCUUCGCUGAUCGUUUGAACUCUUUUAAAUCCCUGCUUUAGGACUCUCUCUUAUCAGUAUGUAAUGAUGGCACUAUUUUAACCAUGGCUCUCGAUGCCAAUUUGCAUGUAAUAUUUCGACAAUGGUUUUGGCACGUCGGCCAUAUAAUUUUGACGUUUAAUUUGCCAUGUCUUUUCAGUUUCCAUUGUGCAUUUAUUCUGAUGGCUAUUCACUUAUUGUUGCACCGUUCAAACUCCCUUGCACCCCCUUACGUAGUCGUUGCUUUGUUUCUGGGGAAUAAACCAAUUUAUUGCAAUCUUAUACCACGUUUUCUUGAUUCAAUGUAAGUCUUUGUUCAUUAAAUGCCAAAGCCAUUUACGAUGGUAGUGGUAAUUUACAUGGCCUGUAACUAUAAGAUGAAGAGUUGGCAACUGAUUGCCACCAAUUAAUGCACUCCUUUGUUGUUAUACUAUAAAUAGAGCGUUUUUGGUUAGUUCUCUUCAGUAACUUCUUCAAACUCUCCCUUGCCCCUUUUCUAGAAUUCCUUUCCUGCUCUUACACACCCUUUCAACCAUGGCUAGCCGUCGUGUUCUUAACCAGAUCCGGAGCUUGGCCUUUGACGAAGACCUGUUUUGGGAAUUGCAUUCCUCUCUUUCUCUGGUUGAAGAGCUUACCAGGCUCAUUAACCAGCUUUUGCAGAGGAAUAUUAUUGCCUCUGUAAAAACCCCUCUCCUGGAGUUUCUGGGUCUCCUGCACGAAGCUGUACCCCUAUAUGAAGAACACCGGGAGCUUACUGCUCGAGUGUUCUUUGCUGAACACCAAAUUGAGGAGAAGAUGGAGGAAUUUGAAGAGUUGAAGGCUGCUCUGAACCAAGCGGACCCUGAGAGGAGUGUGGGAGCUCUGAAAGCCUUGGUGGACAAGCUUUCUUCCACUGCCCGUGAGGAGCUGGAUCUUCGACAGGAGAAAUCGAGACUGGAAUCCCAACAAGAGGAUGUCUUGAGGCGCAUGGAGCCUCUUAGGGCCAAAUACGAUAGUUAUAGGGCCAAUCCCCCUUUUUAAAGUUUCUUUGCCAUAGUUGUAAAUGCUCUAUUCUAAUUAAUAAAACAUUCGAGUUUGGCAAUUUACUUUAUUUAUUUUCUUAUUCUUGCUUCCUUAGUCGAUGUUUAUUUCAUGCAACGUUGGCUUAUACGUUUUUAAGUAUUUGCCAUUUACUGUUAUUUGUCGAUUUCGACCUCUUAAUUCUUUAAUCGAAUAAGCGUUGUUUAAAAGUACUUUCUCGACUGUGAAAGGGCCUUCCCAAUUUGGGGCCCACUUUCCAUAGUGUUUAUCCUUUUUAUCGACUGGUAAAACAACCUUCCAUACGUAAUCACCGGGCAUAAAAGCUUUAGCUCUAACCUUUUUAUUAUAAGCUUUAGCAACGCGAUCCUUUU
Lotus japonicus is the source of this 3801-nucleotide messenger RNA. RefSeq lists its product as uncharacterized. The transcript is spliced from 4 exons. The coding region runs from base 1 to 1200 and encodes 399 amino acids. Lineage: Eukaryota; Viridiplantae; Streptophyta; Magnoliopsida; Fabales; Fabaceae. The record is from RefSeq and is a predicted model, not a curated record.